GCGCGAAGUGUCUUCAUGAACCCCAAGGAUGUCCGGGAAGCAUUAUAAGGGCCCUGAAGUCAGUUGUUGCAUCAAAUAUUUCAUAUUCGGCUUCAAUGUCAUUUUCUGGUUUCUGGGCAUAGCAUUUCUUGGAAUUGGACUUUGGGCAUGGAAUGAAAAAGGAGUGCUGUCCAACAUCUCCUCCAUCACCGACUUGGGAGGUUUCGAUCCCGUCUGGCUCUUCCUCGUGGUAGGAGGAGUGAUGUUCAUUUUGGGGUUUGCAGGAUGCAUUGGAGCCCUGCGAGAGAACACCUUCCUUCUCAAGUUUUUUUCAGUAUUCCUAGGAAUCAUUUUCUUCCUGGAACUUACGGCUGGUGUUCUGGCAUUUGUCUUCAAAGACUGGAUCAAGGACCAGCUGUACUUCUUUAUCAACAACAACAUCCGAGCAUACAGAGAUGACAUUGAUUUGCAAAACCUCAUAGAUUUUACGCAAGAAUAUUGGCAGUGCUGCGGAGCCUUUGGAGCAGAUGACUGGAACCUCAACAUUUAUUUCAACUGCACAGACACCAACGCUAGCCGAGAGCGCUGUGGGGUGCCCUUUUCCUGCUGCACUAAGGAUCCUGCUGAAGAUGUCAUCAAUACUCAGUGCGGCUACGAUGCCAGGCAAAAACCAGAAGUUGACCAGCAGAUUGUUAUCUACACGAAAGGUUGCGUCCCCCAGUUUGAGAAAUGGCUGCAAGAGAACCUCACUAUAGUGGCUGGCAUAUUCAUUGGGAUUGCAUUACUGCAGAUAUUUGGGAUCUGCUUGGCUCAGAACCUGGUUAGCGAUAUAGAAGCUGUCAGAGCCAGCUGGUAAACUCGCCGACACAAGCGGCACGAGACACCGGCCAGCCUCACCUCUCGGAAAGCUCCAGUGUGUCGCGUGGGCGCCAAGUCAUAUGGAAGUGGGUGACAGUGAAGUCUCGAGUUCUCAAAUGGCCGGAAGUGCCUCAGACCAUUGUUUAUUCCAGAGGGAACAGCUCCAGCCACCCGUUCGCCGACGAAAGCUUCCGAAAGCCCCAACCCGAACUUGUGUUGAGCUGCGACUCUCUGGCGCACCCUUGACUUGAGUCUCUGGUGGAUGCUCUUUUCUUCCUUUUUUUGUGGUAAAUGGCCUGUGUCAGUGAGACCUCAAUCGCCGCCUGGUUUACUGGGCCCCACUCUUCAUUCUCCGUGUCACAAGCCUGUCUGCCGCUGCCAAACGUGAGGCAAUUUCUCUCAUCAGUGCACACCAAAAGGAGCGGCGUGCCUUUUCAGCAGACGGGAGGCCUGGCGCUCCCUUCUGGAAGAGAACCUGUCAAAUAGAAAGCCACUUUCCCAGUCCUUGGCUCCUUCGCUUACUGGCAGGAAAUGAGGCUCCCCUUGGAAGCUCUGAUUAAGAUCUGCUCUGUAAUGCCCUCUGUUGGGGACCAACUGUGUGUAAUUAUUUUCCAGUCUCUCGCAACCUUGUCCCACAAGGGAGAAGGGGUGGGAUUUGAUGUCUUAAUCAACAGGUUUGAGGGGGAAUCUGCCGUUCUUGUCCUCCUUCACCACUGAGUUGGCAACAUGUAAGGGAGUUGGAGGAUGAAGUCUCGAACCAGCUUUUUAACUAAGAGAAUGGGAGGUGUGGUAAACAUAAGGGGGGGGGGGAAUACCCUACAGCGUACCAAAUUUCAUGAGUAAAAUGGUGGAAUUUGUGGAAUAGCCUUCAAUCUCCUUUUUGUUCUUGUAUUUGAGGCAGCUGUGCAGGAGUUCAAGGGAGCCCCUUGGGCAAGCCAUCUCCAGCCGGAUUGCUCACUUCCCUCCAUUUUUAUUUUUGCAUGUAGUUGCUAUAAUGAUCCUUAGGAGUCUAUUCAGUGUGACUUGUCUGGGUAUCUGUGGUUUCUGAGUAGGCUUCCAGUUCCAACUUGCAUAUUUAUUAGUGUAGAUGCGGAUGAGAUAAGAGGAUUCACAGCCCUUGUUUUGCAGUGAGAGAAAUGAUUUCACCUCUGUUCAAGUACCUCUGCAGACUGCUUGCAUCUCUUCUUUAAAAUCUCUCCCUCCCUCGUGUCUUUUUCUGUGAUUCAAAUAGCAGUAGUUUAUUUAAACAGAAUUUCUAAAGGCUUUAAAGAAAAACAAGUAAUAAUUCACAGCCUCUGUUUUCAGGGCAGGUGAAGACAUUAGGAUUUUGGAAGAAGCACAAUACAAAACUCCCUUUAGGACCACGAUCCUAAAUAGGUUAUUUUUUGUUCUUUUUUCUUUUUGCAUGGGCAUUCAGUUCUUUGUGAAUGUCUUUAGGGCCUGAGUAUAGGUAUUUAUGUUUGAUUUAGAUUUAAGCAUCAAUGAAAAGCGCAAAAGUUGAAGGUGCCAUCUACAAAAGAAUUGACUUCGGCAUCUCUUAUCAGGGAGAUGGCGUUCGACUAAGCCUGUUGCAUCUGGGGUGGGAGUGGGGAGGAAUCUGUUGAACUCUUUUCAUUAUCUGGCAGGGAUAACGUGCGUCUUAAGGUGGCGUGUGGGAAAAGUUAAGUUCCGGAUAACCGCUGUAAUUGUCGUUUUAGACACCUUAAUCGGAACCGAAUUCAAAACAACCUGCCUCUUUAUACAAGCCACCUCUUAGUUUUAGUGGAUGAUUGACAGCCUAAAUUGACCCCUUCCCCCAAAGCUGCCAUUAAAGCAGAGAAUGGGGGCCCCAUGACUUAUAAGUCCCUGACCAUUAGCCAUGCUGACCAGGCCUGGUGGGCGUUAGGAUGACAACAACCUCAGACUCACAGUCCCUUUAAAAAUAACAAUAUAUUUCCUCAGUAUUACCUCAUUCUUAAGAGACCCAGUGUGGCUGCCUUGAUCGAAUAUGGGACACUGGGGGUCCCCAGCGGCUAUCUGCAGUGGCUCUGCCAGGGGCAUAUAUAAAAUCUAUUCUCAUUGUCUCACAGUCCAGUGAGCCUCCAUUACCUCCUAAGCUUUGUUUGGGCUGCUGCUGAAGGGGAAGGAAACAAACCCCUUUUGCCCUGGAGUGGCAGAAUAGUGUUACGGACAAAAAAUGGCAAAGUUGUGGGAGAACUUCUGGGUUUGCAGAGCUGAAGAGGCCAUGCAUUCCAGAAAUGAGGCCAAAUGCCCAAGAGUGACAUGGACGUAUUCUGCCUGUAACAGUGAGUAUGCAGAGGAAACAUUCCUUGUGGCUUCUGCUGCUACUGUAGGUUUCUGAAUAAGAAUUUUUCCAUCCUUCUGCUUGAAGAUCAUCUACAUCCUUCACCAACUAGCUAGGUGUCCUCAAGAUAUUUUCGACAACCACUCCCGUCCGCCCCAGCCAGCACAGUUGGUGGUGAAAGCUGAUUUUGUUCUGGCUUCUCUCUGCUCCCCUUCCUUUGCCAAGCAUAAGUUUAUGUGACCAUUUGUAACUUGGUGGUGGGUUGUGUGUGUGUGUGUGUUUGGGUGACUCUUCCUUGUCGCAAUGCUAAAACUUUCUUGUUAACUUUCUGCCACCAUGUGGUGAGGCUUAUAAUGGCAACCUUUUCAUAAUUGCCUUGUGUAUUGGAAUUUCUGUAUGCUUGACCUAAAGAGUUGUUGUCUUCUUGGUCCCAGAAGGGAGUAAGCCUAGAAACUCAGAAAUUGUGUUGUGUUGCAUGCAUGGUUUGCAUGUCUCUAGGUCCUGGUGGAAACUGAGGAAUUCUAAUAACCUCCCCUCUUUAAUUCCUAGUGCCCUUUUUGCUGUUGCAAAGAGCUGAACGGUGUAGAUUCCAUCAGCUGUUUGGUGUGCGUGCUGCAGCUUUUAUAACCCUGGUUAAUAGCUCCUUCAGAUUCCAUAGGGAUGAGGCAUUUGCCUCUGAAAUUUGGAAUGUUUCGAAGAACUUUCAGACUCACUUUCUUAUGGCUCAUACACAUUUAAGCAAGCAGUGUGCACACUAUCUAAUGUGGACCUGUUCUCUCCACCCCACCUGAGUCCAUGACUGCAAAUCAGAUUUAACUGUCAGCAGGCCCCCAGCUGAAACAAUAAGAUGCUAUAAAAUGUGCGUAGAGAGAACUUAAUCGUUCACUUAUUAGGUUGAAAAACAAGUGUCAGAGAGCUGCCAAUUGAUUGAUUGAUUGAUUGAUUGAUUGUAUUUCUGUGAUGAAUGAAUUUCAAAGUGGCUUACAACCAAUAACCAUAACAUAAUAAAACCUAAUAGCACAUCGCGAAUACAGCAUACAUCAUAUACAAUAAUUAACAGAUUAUCAAUAAAACAGUUGCAACAACAACAACAAAAAA
Molecule: messenger RNA, 4219 nt
Organism: Podarcis raffonei (Aeolian wall lizard)
Lineage: Eukaryota; Metazoa; Chordata; Lepidosauria; Squamata; Lacertidae
Gene: TSPAN5
Product: tetraspanin 5
Exons: 8
Coding region: 29-835 (268 amino acids)
Biological process (GO): protein localization to plasma membrane; regulation of vascular endothelial growth factor signaling pathway; protein maturation
Cellular component (GO): membrane
Source: RefSeq, a predicted model, not a curated record